This is a messenger RNA of Fusarium subglutinans, 1056 nucleotides long. RefSeq lists its product as uncharacterized. The coding region runs from base 1 to 1056 and encodes 351 amino acids. The transcript has 4 exons. NCBI's taxonomy places the organism in Eukaryota, Fungi, Ascomycota, Sordariomycetes, Hypocreales, Nectriaceae. The record is from RefSeq and is a predicted model, not a curated record.
AUGAGGGCCGCCUCAGAUUCCUUUUUGUCCUACAUUUCUCCGGAUCGUGUUUUCGGUUUGUUCCUGUUCUCUCCGCAACUCAAACCUCUCUCUCAAGACUUCUGUACACUAUCUUUACUCAUCAGCGAUCCGAUGGCUGACGUCUAUUACGCGUUGAAUGGCGGUGGCUCGACAGGCUCCCCUCCUGACCCCGCAAUCACAGAGCCACCAGAAGCUUACAACAGAGACAUCCUCAAGCGACAGAAUGCAGGCACUUAUGAUGUUUGUGGCUACUAUUCUAUCCCCGGGCAGUUCUGGGUCGUGAACUACUGCUAUUACUCUGGCGUGACAACGACGACCUGUGCAACCAGCAGUAGUCACAUUGGAUGUGAUGGAUACAUCAAGACAAGAUGCUUUACUUCGUUGACUUGCACUUCCACGUCAUCGGAUGAGCUAUGCUGUCCUUCGGGAUGCGUGACUGCGAUUUCGACUGAUAGUGACGGUGAUGAGCUUACUCUCUACCCGUUUUGUACGACAAAGGAUAUGGAAGUGGCCAUGUACAGGGAGCUGGAGGGUGUCUCGGCUAGCAUCGAAACGUCGUCUAUAGAGUCUACUUCUGAGCCUACGACUUCAGAUGGCGACUUGACCGCAAAAACAGGAACGACAGGAGAGAGCAACACCCAAGAGACCACCUCAUCUACCGAAUCGAGUUCGUCAUCUGAACCAGACUCAUCUUCAAACUCUUCUGCCCCUGUAGGAGCCAUUGUGGGCGGUGUUCUUGGGGGGCUUGCUUUACUCGCCUUGAUUGGUUUUGGUCUCUGGUUCAUACGCCACAAAAAGCGUCAAUCAGGUACUGGAUCUCAUGCGGCCGCGACAAUCGAUCAGCCUCCAGUCGUCCCCUAUUAUCAACAACAGCCUGUCACCCACGCCCAGGGUGAGGCGAACUAUCAGCCUCUGGUGUCGGGUAUCUCGCCCGAGCCAAAGGCGUACUCGCCUUCUUCUAACACGCGGUAUUCAGCCUUGAAUGAGCUUCAAACUUUCCAUCACGAUAGCACGAAUCCAGCUGGAUAUCGCUGA